Cicer arietinum (chickpea) is the source of this 1434-nucleotide messenger RNA. Its product is annotated as GDSL esterase/lipase At4g10955-like. Lineage: Eukaryota; Viridiplantae; Streptophyta; Magnoliopsida; Fabales; Fabaceae. The record is from RefSeq and is a predicted model, not a curated record.
UCCGAGUAGGUCCGUUGAAUAGGAGAUAGUGACGUUAUUUCAACCGCUGCCAAAUACCAGAAUAUUGUACUCCAAUUAAUUACUCAUCCAUUCUCCUUUGAAGUUGAGGAUCAUCUUUGUAUUUCCAUUUCCAAUCUCAUUCUCUUGUUUGGAGAUUCUCUUCUCUUAUAGGUGAGACAUUGAGAAGGAAGACAAGUGGUGAAGAAAGGUGUAAUGGCUUCUGAGAGGGACUAUUUUCACCUCUCUGGACCCUUACAUCUAACUCAUGUCAAAUGGGAUAAUCUAUACCAUCGAAAAUCAGUUGCUGCUAGUUUGGUCCAAGGUGUUUAUGUUCAAGAAAAGGACCGGCAAGAACAACGAAAAGGUCCCAAUGCUCUAGCAUUUCCUUGGUGGGCAUUCUUCCACUUUCAACUCCUUCAUACACUAGUUGAUGAUGUUGAUAACUCCAUAUUUGGUGCGAUUUAUGAGUUCAAGCCUCCACCAUCAAAGUGCAAUGACACCUUACAUAAAACUCCACGAUAUGUAAUCGCGUUUCGAGGAACAAUAAAGAAACCAGACUCAAUUUCACGCGAUAUUGAGUUGGAUCUCCAAUUUAUCAGAAAUGGACUUCAUCAAACUUCGCGCUCAAACAUAGCUAUCGAAGCGGUAAGAAACAUGGUGGCUAGUGUUGGUGGUUCAAAUUUAUGGUUGGCUGGCCACUCUUUAGGAUCAUGCAUGACAUUGCUUGCGGGAAAAGACAUGGCUAAAAAUGGUAUACUCAUUGAAUCUUUUCUUUUCAAUCCUCCAUAUGCAUCUGCUCCAAUUGAGAGAAUUAGAAGUAAGAAACUAAAACAUAGGCUUCGAAUUGCUAGCAGCGUGGUAAAGGCCGGACUCGCUAUCGCUAUGAAGGAUAAAAAAAGUUCAUCGUUUGAUUCAUUGUCUGCUUGGAUUCCAUGUUUGUUUGUGAAUCCAAGUGACUAUAUAUGUUCGGAGUAUGUUGGAUACUUCGAACAUAGAAGAAAAAUGGAGGAGAUUGGUGCUGGAAGCAUUGAGAAAGUAGCAACACAAAACUCAGUUAUUUCUCUAAUGAUGAGUGCUUUUGGGAAGGAAUCUGAACCUCUGCAUCUGAUUCCUUCAGCUACUUUGGCAGUGAACUUUACUCCUUCACGGAAUUUUAAAGAAGCUCAUGGGAUUCACCAGUGGUGGAAACCAGAUUUAUGCUUGCAAUCCAAGCUCUACAAAUACUAAUUGUUCUUCUGAUUAUUGUACUUGAUUGCUGUGUGAAUGUUGUUUGUUGUUUUUUCAUUUGAGAUUAAUUUUAAAAUGGGUAGCAAAUGCUGUUAAAGUUGUUGUAAACUUGUAACUAUUAAGAAUUAAUUUUUUUUGACAGAAAAAGUAACUUUAAAGAGUGAUGCUGAAAUUGAGAUUAUAGGCAUUAAUGCUGGAUUGAACUUA